CAGGACUCGAAUAGUUCUUCUUCGCAUGUAUGGCCACGCUUUAGGAUGGAUCCCACCAUCUAACCCCGAUCCCAUCAUUAGUAAAGAUUAAAAAGAUGCAUGUAUCCUUACGAGUGAGAGAUGUGCUUCAAUCCCGGAUCAGAUCCAUUUGUCCAUAUUUCUUCUUCCUUCAUAGUUUGGAUUAUCAUCGUCAACCCCUGGUUCCCUGGCAUUGUCGUUGUUUUGUAUAUUCCUUCUUCAGUAACCAUGUCCAUAGAAGAGAUCCCGAUCUCUAUCCCCCCAGCGACGGCCAAACGUGCCUCAGAUGCAACGAGUUUCAGUGAUACAACAUGGGCUGAAUCAGAGAGGAUGUCAUUCCCAAACGGCCUGCCAGAGAAGGUCGAGCAGUCAUAUCUGGAAAAGGAGAAAGCUCAGCCAGGGCCGUUUGAUGUCGAAGCUCAGAUCCCAAGAAGAUCACCGAGCAGAUUCGCUUCGAUCCGAUACACCAUCCUCGACAUCUACCGCCGCCUCUUCACACUUGUAUUCUGUGCCAACCUGGCCGUCUUCAUCUAUAUCAUGGCAAAGGACCGAACCCUUCUCGCCCUCGUAAACGCUGCGGCUGCCAACGUGCUGGCAUGUGGUUUGGCCCGGCAGCCUCUGGUCGUGAACUCCAUCUUCUUCAUCGCGUGCUCGAUACCAAGGUCCGCUCCACUGAGGCUGCGUCGAAUAGCAGCCAAGGUAUACCACUAUGGAGGCGUCCAUAGCGGAUGCGGAAUCGCCGCCUUCGUCUGGUACGUGGGCUUCGUGGGACUCAUGUCGAGGGAAUACUGGUUCCCUCCCGGAGGCAAAGGGUUCAUAUCCGUAGCCCCCAUGAUCCUGGGCUAUCUCAUCCUAUUCCUCCUCCUGGCAAUCAUCAUCGUCGCCCACCCGAAAUUCCGCGUCAAGAUGCACGACUAUUUCGAGCUCACGCACCGCUUCUCCGGCUGGACAGUGGUAGCCCUCUUCGUGGUCCUCCUCCUCGUCUUCGCCGACGAAACCAGCAAAGCCCAAAACCAGCCCCUCGGCACCUUCAUCCUCAAACUCCCCGCCUUCUGGUUCCUAAUGGUAACCGUCGUCUCCAUCGUGCACCCCUGGGCACUGCUCCGCAAAGUCAAGGUCCAAUCCGAAUACCUCUCCCCGCACGCAGUCCGCCUGCAUCUCGACCACACCACCACCACCUUCGGCAAGGGCAUCCAGCUCUCCAAACACCCCCUCCAAGACUGGCACGGGUUCGCCACCUUCCCCGACCCCUCAGGAAACAGCUUCUCCUGCCUCGUCUCCAAAGCCGGCGACUGGACCGCAGCCUGCAUCAAGGAACAGCCCACGCAUCUCUGGAAGCGGGGCGUGCUCAUCUACGGCUUCGCAUACGCAAUGCGAGUCUUCAAGCGCGUUAUCGUCGUCACGACGGGCUCAGGAAUGGGCCCCUGUCUUUCCUUCCUGGGCGACGAGAACCGGCCCCAGCUCCGCGUUGUCUGGCAGACUCGUGCGCCGAAGCGUACGUACGGCCAGGGCGUUCUCGAUCUCGUGGCCAGGAUGGAUCCCAACCCGGUUAUCAUUGAUAGUAACUCGUCCGGGCGGGUCGAUAUGGUGCCUAUUAUCCGGCAGCUGGUGGUGGAGUUUGAGGCCGAGGCUGUCUGUGUCAUCAGUAACCCGGUUGUGACGAAGAAGGUGGUGUAUGAGCUCGAGUCGACGGGGGUGCCGGCGUUUGGGCCGAUUUUUGAUUCAUGAUGAUGACGAUGAUAAUGCUUUAUGUUUGUUUGUUUGUUUUCUGUUUAUGUCAGUUCUUCAGCAAGGAGUGUGGAUUGUGUAUUUUGAAGUGUGGGAUGUCAAAAGCAAAGCAGAGGGAAAAGAGAAAGGAGAGCAAGUUCUCAGAGGGUGAGAAAGAGGGGGGAGCCUUGUCAUUGUAUAUACUGUAGAUUGUAGAACACUACACCAAGUACUCUACACAACGCCGAAAUAUCACCCUCCAAGACAGGCUUCCCUCGCCUUACUUGUUUCUAGCCAUCCAUGCAAAAAGGAGCAUUCUCUAGAUGUUGUAUCCAGUCCUGUGGGAUCUUGC
This is a messenger RNA of Aspergillus wentii DTO 134E9, 2077 nucleotides long. RefSeq names its product integral membrane protein TmpA. Gene Ontology annotation, biological process: regulation of conidium formation; sexual sporulation resulting in formation of a cellular spore; conidium formation. Bases 247 to 1746 code for a protein of 499 amino acids. The record is from RefSeq and is a predicted model, not a curated record. NCBI's taxonomy places the organism in Eukaryota, Fungi, Ascomycota, Eurotiomycetes, Eurotiales, Aspergillaceae. The transcript has 2 exons.